AUGUACGCUAACCGAGUACCCUCUGUGUGCCUGUGGAAAAACCCGUCACUAAGAGAGAUUCCUCCGUGGCAGUGCCGGCGUCCUGUUUUGCUCCGUCUCUCCAUGGACCUGAGGGUGGGAGAGCGGGGGAUGCGGCCUGGUUCCGACACGGUGCUCCUCUCCCCGCUGCACCCGCCUCUGCUCCUCACGCCUUUCUCCCCGCAGCCCCGCACCACCUUCUCCCAGCAGCAUCUACAUCAGCAGAUCCGGUUUAACAUGGAGCAGAGGAGGCGGGAGCAGGAGCACCAUGAGAAACAGCAGGAGUUACAGCAACUUAAACACAAAGACAAAAGUCAACAGAGUGCCGUGGCGAGUUCCUUAGUAAAGCAGAAGCUCCAGGAAGUGAUUCUCAAGAAACAGAAACAGGCGGCACUGGAAAGAACAAACUCCAACUCUCUGACUGCACACCCCGUCCCAUACAGAAAGCUGGGCCCUGACCCCAGUUUAACCUCCCGGCCACUAGUCUCAUCUCCAUCACAGCCUCCGUCUGAGGGCUCCGAGGGCACACCGUUGCGCAGAGCAGCUUCCGAGCCGAACCUGAAGGUGAAGCACAAGCUGAAGAAACACCUGAACACCCGAAAGAGCCCGCUCACCCGCAAGGAGAGUGCCCCGCCCACCAUCAGACACAGAGUGCCCGAAACGCUGGACUCUUCCCCGAGCAGCAGCAGCACUCCGGCCUCUGGAUGCAGCUCUCCCAACGACAGCCUGCCCAGCGAGAAUGGACUGCUGCCCUCUGCAGGCGGCCUGUCGCACGAGGCCCAGAAGCUGCUGCUCAGAGAUGGAUCCCUGGCUAACUUCACCAUCCAGAGCUCCUCCGCUCUGCCCACCAUCACUCUGGGACUGCCGGCCAACUCCAGGGCUGAAGGGGAGCUGCCCUCCAUGAAAGUUGGCCGGGUUCCUGUGGUCACCCCGGGGGGCUCCCCAGUCUUCCUCCCCCUCAGCAGAGAUGAUCAAGCCGGUCAGUUGAACCCUCACUUGCCGGUCAUCAUCCUGGAGCCAUCUGGUCUGGUGCACUCUCCACUUCUUACUGUUCCAGGCCUGGACUCUGUUCCGUUACCGUUUGCACAGCAGUUGGACCACCUGUCUCCAGCAGGUGUUCAGACCCACAAGCCCAUAAGCAGAACGCGCUCGGAGCCCCUUCCUCAGAGCCCCCGCGCCCUCCACACGCAUCUCAUCCAGCAGCAGCACAGCACACAGCUCCUGGAGAGGCUCAAACAGCAGACUCACCUGGGCAAGCUAAUGUCCAAAUCCGAGAAGCCCCGGCUGCAUCAGAUCCCGUCCGAGGACAUGGACUCUGAGGAUGGUGGCGGGCUGUCGCCCACUGAGUCCACCUAUCACAGCAGGAUGAGGGCGGAGUCACGGAGGGACGCAGAACCAACCGCGUCCAAGAGCCACGAGGAGCAAAUCAACCUGCAGCACGCCCUCAUACUCAACCAGUCGCUGCUUUGGGAGCAGCAGAAGCAGCUUCAGCAGCUGCACCGACAGAUGGAGACCCUGGGGGUACCUGUGUUGCGUGGCGCGGGCGGGGUCGGAGGCGGUCUGGCCGUCCACCGCCCCCUGUCCCGCACCCAGUCCUCUCCGGCCUCCACCUCCCUCACCCUGCCCGAGAAGCCCCUGAGCCUGGCCGCGCAGGACACCGGCACCAAACCACGCUUCACCACCGGUCUGGUGUACGACUCCCAGAUGCUCAAGCACCAGUGCACGUGCGGAGACAACAGCAGCCAUCCCGAACACGCGGGCAGAAUACAGAGCAUCUGGUCCCGGCUGCAAGAGAGAGGCCUCAGAGGCCAGUGUGAGAGUAUCCGUGGCCGUAAAGCCACGCUGGAGGAGCUGCAGUCGGUUCACACGGAGCGCCACGUGCUGUUUUACGGCACCAACCCUUUGCACAGACUCAAACUGGACAACCGCAAGCUGGCUGGAAUCCUCUCUCAAAGGAUGUUCGUGAUGCUGUCGUGUGGGGGUGUCGGGGUGGAUAACGACACCAUCUGGAACGAGCCGCACACCACCACGGCGUCCCGCAUGGCGGCAGGCAGCGUUGUGGAAAUGUCGUUCAGGGUGGCCAAAGGGGAACUGAAGAACGGCUUUGCUGUGGUCAGACCGCCAGGGCACCAUGCGGACCCCUCCAAUCCAAUGGGUUUCUGUUACUUCAAUUCUGUGGCAAUAGCUGCCAAGCAGCUCCAGCACAAGCUCAACGUCAGCAAGAUCCUGAUUGUUGACUGGGAUGUCCACCAUGGUAACGGCACACAGGAAGUGUUUUACAGUGACCCCAGCGUUCUCUACAUCUCCCUUCAUCGCUAUGACGACGGAAACUUCUUUCCCGGCAGCGGGUCACCAGCUGAGGUGGGCACCGGAGCGGGUGAGGGCUUCAACGUGAACGUGGCAUUUACAGGAGGACUGGAGCCACCGAUGGGGGACGCUGAAUACCUCGCCGCGUUCAGGUCUGUGGUGAUGCCCAUCGCCCAGGAGUUCUCCCCCGAUGUGGUUCUGGUGUCGGCUGGGUUCGACGCUGCGGAGGGAAACCCUCCCCCUCUGGGCGGGUACAAGGUCUCCGCCAAAUGUUUCGGUUUCCUGACCCGCCAGCUGAUGUCCCUUGCGGGGGGCCGUUUGGUUUUGGCCCUUGAGGGGGGUUAUGACCUCACGGCUAUCUGUGAUGCGUCUGAAGCCUGCGUCAGUGCGCUCCUCGGAAUUCAGGAUCCAAUGCCAGAGGAAACCCUGCUCCAAAAGCCCAAUGCCAACGCCGUCCGCUCCCUCCAGACUGUCAUACAGAUGCAAAGUCAGUACUGGCAGAACGUGAAGGCUUACGGAGGGGCGGUGGCUCUGUCGCACCUGGCUGCUCAGAGAAAAGACUGCGAGGAAACGGACGCCGUCAACGCUUUGGCCUCGCUCUCUGUGGGGGUCAUGCCCAACAAGAGCCUCCCCGACGAGCCAAUGGAGCAUGACAGUGACUCCAUGUAA
Molecule: messenger RNA, 2994 nt
Organism: Menidia menidia (Atlantic silverside)
Lineage: Eukaryota; Metazoa; Chordata; Actinopteri; Atheriniformes; Atherinopsidae
Source: the annotation of a GenBank genome assembly